This is a messenger RNA of Lactuca virosa, 426 nucleotides long. The record is from the annotation of a GenBank genome assembly. Lineage: Eukaryota; Viridiplantae; Streptophyta; Magnoliopsida; Asterales; Asteraceae.
AUGAACAAUCUAGGAAAAACAACGAAGAUGGGUUCUGGUGAUCGAAUUCCUCAUUGGAGUGUCUUUGAUAAUGUGAAGAUGAUACCUUCAAAGCCCGAAUCUCUAAUGGCAGCAAUCAAUUCGGGUAUUUCUUCUCUAGAGUAUGCCAAGGCUACGAAGCUUUUGAAUUCUUCAGUUCCUUAUUCGAAGGAUAAGAAGAGAAUUGAUGAUGAAAACCCUAAUUCCUCUUCUGUAUAUGAUGUCCGAAGAGCAGAUGAAGCUUAUAAAGAAGGACUCGCGUAUUUGGCUGCAGGUGAUCUUGAGGAGGCUUUUCAGUCCUUGAACUUGGCUCUUUCAAACUGCCCACCCACUAAGCCUGCAGUGGUUGCUAAGCUUCAGUCUCUUAUUUCUCUCACAGCUCAACGCCUUCAAAAAUCUCCCGCCUGA